Didymodactylos carnosus is the source of this 5735-nucleotide messenger RNA. NCBI's taxonomy places the organism in Eukaryota, Metazoa, Rotifera, Eurotatoria, Philodinida, Philodinidae. The record is from the annotation of a GenBank genome assembly.
AUGGACGGAGAACAAAGUGAUAACGAGCCACAAGAUGAAACAGAUGAUGAGGAUCUCGAUGAAGAUGACGAAGAAGAAAAUUUACAAAACAAUGAUUUAAAUGAUCGUUUGAAAUUCAAAACACCACUUGGAGAUAUUCUACCGAGUACUUAUGAAGGAAGGACGGUGGAAGAGCUUUUUCCAGCAUUUAAGCACAAUUCUGUACUUAAAUUCAGUAAGAUAUUUGGCCUUGGAAAACCAUAUCAUCUGCCGAAACUAUGGAAAAAUGUUCAAAAAAAACGCAGAGUGAAACACACAUUGUCCUUAACAAACGAAAACAGUGAUCCUAGUGAACAACGCGAUGAAGAUAACAAAAUAAAAAUUCGAGAUCCAACUGUUGAAGAAUGUGGUGAAUCCAAUGAGACUCAGUUUCUUGGCCGACUUCCUAUUGUGGAUGAGUCACCUUACGAACAGUCGGCAAAAGAAGAUGCCAAGAGUCUUUCACCACAAACUACCACAACAAAACAGUCCAUACCCAAUUGGCGUUUAGGUCCAGCGCGUUACUGGUAUGAUAGUAUUGGACUUGAUCUGGACAUACCAAAGUUUGAUUAUGGUUUCAAAGCAAAAACGCAUGAUGAAGAACACUCACAAAAUGAUAAUGAUAACGAAAAUUUAAACGUAUCAGUUGAAAAUUUUUUACCUGUUAAUCUUGUUCGAUGGGAAGAUGACGUUAUACUAGAUAGUUCAUCAUUACGUGAGAAAAUAGAUUUGAAUUCACAAAAAAUACGCUAUUGUGCAUGGAUACCAACAUCUACUUAUCGAUCAUUAGCAAGUUUCCAGAAAAGUGUAUUUGGCAAGAAUGUUGACUAUUUAGAAUCAAAAACUGAUGAAACAAAAUACAAAAAUUGGUAUUCUAUAUUUCCGAUUGAUAAUUAUGAUUUAAUGUAUGGUGAUUGGGAAAAAGAUAUUAUUAUUGAUCCAGAGGAAAUGGAACGUGUUCAUGAUCCACCAGAAUUGAUACUAGACGAAAAUGAUGAACAUUUAAUACUGGAAGUACCAACAGAUCCUAAUGAUCAUACAAAGCAUUCAAACCGUGAUCUGGAUAAAAGCGAUAGUCCAAUGAAAAUGAAUAAUAAAAUGCAUCCAAAAGAACAUCGAGUACGUGUAACUCGAACAGUUUUACAUCGUACUGGUCUAUUAAAAGCGAGCAAUGAAACGGGUGAUGAAGAUGAAGAAAGAAGAAACGAUAAUCAAACUGGUCAAAAUAAUAAUCGUGUAACACCAAAAAAUGAUUUCUGGAAUUUGUCAAACGAUGAAUAUUAUAAUCCAAAAUUGGCGGAUGCAGUUGUUAAAAAUAUUGGAACAUUGAAUUUACAGCAUGCUACUCCAGCCGUUGAAUUACAUCCUCAAUUAUUUCCAACAUAUUUAAAUGCUGCCAAAUUGAGACAGUUUCAUCGUCCACUACUGAAAAAAUCUUUACAAUUGAAAGAUGGUGAAUAUCAUCCAAUUGAAUCUUUACAAAAAAUGAUUGAUAUUAAAUCAUUGGAAAGAGAAAAAGAGCGUCAAACGUAUGGUGGUGGAGAAAUGUUUUAUAUGCGUCGUUUACAAGAUUUAAGCAGCAUGGAUAGUGAAUUACUAUUAGCUGAAUAUUCUGAACAAUAUCCACCAUUAAUUAAUCAAAUUGGAAUGGCUACAAGAUUAAAAAAUUAUUAUAAAAAAAAACCCGGAAAACAAGACAAUCCUCCAAAAUUAGAAUUUGGUGAAUUAGCUUAUGCGCAUACAUCUCCAUUUCUUGCUGACAUGGCACCAGGAGAAGUGUUGCAGGCAUUUGAAAAUCAUAUGUAUCGUGCACCCAUUUAUCUACAUGAAAAUCCUACUACGGAUUUUUUAGUUCUCCGAACAAAACAUCAUUACUAUAUAAGACAUAUUCAAAAUAUAUUUGUUGUUGGUCAAGAAUGUCCAUUAAUUGAAGUACCAGGACCAAACUCAAAACGAGCAAAUAAUUUUACAAGAGAUUUUCUUCAGGCCUAUAUUUAUCGACUAUUCUGGAAAAGUAAAGAUAAUCCUACUCGUUUAAAAAUGGAAGUGGUACGAAAAGCAUUUCCACAAAAUGCUGAGAGUAGCAUUCGAAAACGAUUGAAAUUAUGUGCUGAUUUUAAACGAACAGGUGUUCACUGUAAUUGGUGGGUAUUGAGAAGUGACUUUCGUAUACCAACAGAAGAAGAAAUUCGGCAAUUAGUAUCACCUGAACAUUGUUGUGCUUUCUACAGUAUGCAAGCAGCAGAACAACGUUUGAAAGAUGCUGGCUAUGGUGAAAAAUGUCUGUUUGCUCCCGCAGAUGAAGAAGCAGAUGAUAAUGAAACUGGCAAGAUUGAAGAUGAAGUCAAAUGUGCUCCAUGGCAUACAACUAAAGCUUAUCUUGACUCGUUAAAAGGAAAAUGUUGGUUACAGUUAAGUGGAAUUGCUGAUCCAACUGGCACUGGUGAAGCAUUUUCCUAUGUUCGAGUAUCAGCCAAACCAAAUGCAAAGGAAGAAGCCGAAAUAGCUCAAGCGAAAAAGACUGUAACAGGAACGGAUGCUGAUUUGAGACGCUUACAUUUAAAAGAUGCCAAAAAAAUUUUAAAUAAAUUUGGAGUACCUGAUCAUGUUAUUCGAAAUUUAUCACGAUGGCAAAUAAUUGAUGUUGUUCGAACAAUGUCAACAGCAAAAUUAAAAGACGGAACUGAUGGAGCGGCUAUGGCAAAAUUUGCACGUGGAAAUCGUUAUAGUCAAGUUGAAUAUCAAGAGAAAUAUAAAGACGAAUGUCGACGAAUAUUUGAAUUACAAAAUCGAUGUUUAUCGGCAAAUCAUUUAACGUCAACAGAUAGUGAGAGUAGUGGAGAUGAAGAUUCGGAAGUGGAUGAAAUGCGUAAAAAUCUUGAAUCAAUGUUACAGCCAAAAAAUGCUUCUACGAGCAAUUCUUCAACAACAGCAGCAACAGAUGUUUUUAGUACAGCAUUACAUAAUUUAAAUGUAGAUAUGACAAAUAUGACUGACGAUGAUCGAACGAAACAACGACGAGAUAAAGAUGAUGGAACAAACAGAAAAUCUAAUUCUCGAGUAUUAAAAAUAAUUCGAACAUUUCGUGAUGAACAUAAUCGUGAAUAUCAGUCUGUUGAAUUAGUUAAAAAGCCAAUGGUGAUUGAAGCAUAUACAAGAAUUCGGCAAACAAAAGAUGAUGCAUUCAUUCGACAAUUUUUUGCACUCGAUGAAGUACAACGUGAACAGUUACGCCGUGAACGACGACGUAUACAAGAACAAUUACGUCGUGUAAAACGACAAGAAAAAUUGCAACAAAGUCAACAAGAAAAACAACCAAGUAUGAAAUCACCAGACGAUAAUGAAGAUGAUGAUGAAGAUGAAAUGUUUGAAGAAAGAAAUGAUCAUGAUGAGAAUUCACAAUCCGAUUUUUUCUUUGAUAAUAACUCAAAUCAUGCAGCAAUAUCGACUGGUCUUGUGACAACGUUAGCAAAUGGUACAAUAUUACCAUCAACUUCUACGACAUCGAAUAUACACAAUAAUGAUUCAUUAGAUAACUACUUAUCAAAUACUUCUUUAACAACAACAACAACAACAGCAACAAAUGGCGGUAAUGAUACACAAACAAUUGAUUUAGCACCAAGAAAAAAACGUCGAAAAGCGGAAAAAGAUUUAAAAAUGAAAUGUGGUGCAUGUGGUGCCGUUGGUCAUAUGCGUACAAAUCGAGAAUGUCCUUUGUACGGUAAAUCAUCUGGAAGCACAUCAACAAAUCCGUCGACAUUAAAUAGUAUGACGAACAACAAUGAUGAAACACAACAAAGUAAUCAUAGUUUUGAUAGUGAAUUCAGUAAACAAUUUAAUGAAGAAGCUGUUAAAAUUGUCGAUGGGACAAAAUUAAUAUUAUCAAAGAAUAUGAUUGAAAAAGCGGAACAAGCGACUAAAACAAAACAUUCUGGCAAAGAUUCAUCUUCUACGAGAAAAAGUAAAAAACAAAAAAUAUCAAAAGCAGCAAUUAGUUCUAAUGAUGAUAGCGACACAAAUGAUAUAGAUGCCCUCAAAGAAGCAUCGCCACCACCACCAAUCGUUCAUAUUUCAACAAUUCCGUUUUUUCCAAAUAUUUCGUCAACUACCACACCCACCGAACCGUCUACUCUAAAUUAUAAUCCUCUUGCAUCCCCAUCAUCAGAUGUAUUUUUUUCAAAUAAAAAUAGCCGAGGAAAAAGUUCAAACAGUAUGUACAACACUUUGGCUUCAACACCCACUAUUUCAUCGCCAUCGUUACAUCAACCGGUAACUCCUCUCUCGUCGUCAAACGUAUUAGGAACAUUGUUUUCAUUUUCAUCAGUCAAAAAUGAAACAGUUGAACGUACACAAAGCACUAGUUCCGUUGAUUAUUAUUCUGAUCGACCAGUUAAAAAAGCUCAAAGACGGCGUAUAGAUCCUGUUGUUAGUUUUGCAUCGUUAUUAGAAUCAAUCUUAAAUGAAUUGAGAGAAUUACCAGAGGCUGGUAUGUUUUUAACACCAGUUAAUGCUCGUCGUUUUCCUGAAUAUUAUCAACAAAUUAAAGAUCCAAUGGAUUUUCAAACAAUUCGACAAAAAAUUCAUUCACAUAUGUACGAAACACGUGAAAGUUUCUUGGCUGAUAUGAAACAAAUUGUUGAUAAUAGUAGACAAUUUAAUGGACCCGAUGAUGCAAUAACACGUGAUGCUCAGUUCGUAAUGGAAACCUGUUUUCAAAAAUUUGCUGCUAAAGAAGAUAAAUUGAUGAAAUUAGAAAAGUCAAUAAAUCCUUUGUUAGACGAUGAUGAUUUGGUAGCAAUAUCCUAUUUAUUUGAACGUAUUGUAACUGAUCAUUUGAUGAAUGUCGAAAACUCAUGGCCAUUUCUUCGUCCUGUUAGUAAAGUGAAAAUUAAAGAUUAUUACGAUAUUGUGAAGACACCAAUGGAUUUAGAAACGAUUAAAACGAAUAUACUCAAACAUUCUUAUCGUAAUCGAUCAUCAUUUUUACAUGAUGUUGAAUUAAUAUAUAAAAAUAGUGAACAAUACAAUGGACCAGUAAACUGCUAUACGGAUACGGCAUUAAAAAUUGUUGAAACAUGUCGUCAACAAUUAAAAAAUUAUGAUGAACAAUUUUUAGUGUUGGAAAAGAAUUUAGAAUUACAAGAAAAACAUAUGAAUUCAACAAAUAACACGUCAAUGUUAUUAUUUGAUGAUGAUGAUUACGAUGAUAUUAAACCACAUCAAAGUCAGUUAAGUACAAUAAUAUCAAACAAUGAACAACCACAACAACAACAUGAUACUUCGAUGGAAACAAAUAGUACAACUAUGCUGUAUGAAAAUAGUGAUGAAAGUUUUAAUCCGGAAGGAUUUAAAUCAGUUGCAAGUCCACCACAAAUAGACCAAACAGGAAUGUCAUUGGCAACAUUUAUUAGUCGAGAUUUCUCGUGUAUUAAUGAGAAUGAAAGUAUGAUCGUUAAUGAUGAUAAUCCAAUCAUUAAUUUUAAUUCAUCAGCAUCUGUAAUCGAUGAUAACAAGCAACCUAGUGAGAAAAAAGAAAAUAAAUCAAAUCGACGUGGCGAUACAAUUGAAGAUGUUUUAGGUGAUAUAAGUGAAUCGGAUCAAUCAUCGGAUGAUGAUACUGAAAAAACAACAUCUAAAAAGACACUUGAUUCUUCGUCAUUAACAACAGUUUUAUCCGCAGAUAUUUUUUCAUCUAAUGAAAUAUCUUCGGCAAAAGA